This is a messenger RNA of Megalops cyprinoides (Indo-Pacific tarpon), 3833 nucleotides long. RefSeq names its product MAM domain-containing glycosylphosphatidylinositol anchor protein 1. Lineage: Eukaryota; Metazoa; Chordata; Actinopteri; Elopiformes; Megalopidae. The record is from RefSeq and is a predicted model, not a curated record. Gene Ontology annotation, biological process: homophilic cell-cell adhesion. The transcript has 18 exons. Gene Ontology annotation, cellular component: plasma membrane. Gene Ontology annotation, molecular function: protein binding. Bases 307 to 3192 code for a protein of 961 amino acids.
UUGUCCGGGUUUCAGCCGCGGACGCCGUGGAUUAUUGAAACAGAGCGGUUUUCUGUGGAAAUUCGAGUUAACAUAAUAUUUUUUGGGAGCAAUCGAUAACUACGACUGAGACAGGAUAAGUAAAGGAUACUCAUAUCCCAUUCUCUCUGUGCGGUGCUUUUGAGGGGGACUUUUCCAGGAAUUACACAGCUCCAUCGAAAUAGUGAGCGCCGAGGGUGUACGGACUACCAGCAUCUGGAUUGACAUCAGCGGAGGUGUUCUGCAGCACACCCCAAGGAGUAAGGUUAUGACGGAUCUGAGCUGAAGAUGGAGCUUUUCUGGAUUUUAUUAUUUUCUGUCAUCCACCCGUAUGCGCGAGGGCAAGGAGUUUACGCCCCUGCCAAUGCCCAGAUCGUACACUCGGGUCAGGCCUGUGUGGUGAAGGAGGACAACAUCAGCGAGAGGAUCUACACUAUCCGCGAGGGGGACACGCUGGUGCUGCAGUGUCUAGUUAAAGGACACCCACGACCACAGGUGCGAUGGACCAAGACGGCGGGCAGUGCCUCGGACAAGUUCCAGGAGACGUCCAUCUUCAAUGAGACGCUGCGGAUCGAGCGGAUCCAGAGGGUGCAGGGCGGCCGCUACUACUGCAAGGCUGAAAACGGGGUGGGGGUGGCUGCCAUCAAGUCCAUCCGGGUAGACGUGCAGUACCUGGACAAGCCCCUGCUCACCGUACACCAGACUCUCAGUGACGUACGCGGGACCUACUACCAGGAGAAGACCGUGUUUCUGCGCUGCACCGUCAACUCCAAUCCACCGGUGAGGUUCAUCUGGAAACGAGGGAACCAGCCCAUCGAGCUGAACAAGGACAAUGGGGUGGACAUAUAUGAACCUCUCUACACACAGGGAGAGACGAAGGUACUGAAGCUGAAAAACUUGCGGCCGCAGGACUUUGCCAACUACACCUGCCAAGUGUCUGUUCGCAACGUGUGUGACAUCCCUGAUAGUUCCGUUACCUUCCAGCUCACCAACGCCACCUGCCCUCCUGCCCUACGUCUGUCUGUGAACGAGACCCUGGUGGUGGACCCUGGGAAAGAUGUCACCCUAUCUUGUGAGGUGACAGGCGGGAACCCCACGCCCACGGUGUCCUGGUCGCGCUACCCCAGCCCCCUGCCCCAGCGAGCUCAGAUCCGAGGGGGCUCCCUCACGCUCUUCGCGGUCACCCCCGCAGACUCGGGCUACUACAACUGCACCGCGGUCAACAGCGUGGGAAAUCCCGCCAAGCGCACUGUCAACCUCAUUGUCAGAGUCAUGAAGAACCUGACGUUCCAGAUCACCCCAGACUCCAACAAGGACAGCGAGAGCAUCCAGAUAGGCCGCGACCUCAAGCUGUCGUGCCACGUGGACGCCCAGCCACAGGACAAGGUCAACUACUCCUGGUACAAGAACGCCGUGCCCAUCGUCCCCUCCGAGAGCCUCAUCUUCCUGCGCAGCGACCCCGACAUGGCGCCGGGCACCAGCAGCCUGGAGAUCAUCGACAUGAAGUUCCGCGACCAGGCCACCUACAGCUGCGUGGCCAACUUCCCCGGGAGCAGGGUCCCGGAGCUGCGGGUUGACGUCAACAUCACGCAGAGCAGCGUCAUUCCUCCGGUGCUGACAGUGCCCGCUGGUGGAGGAGUGGUGACAGUGCGGGAGGGGAUGCCGGCGGAGCUCGUGUGCCUCGUGGACGGCAAACCUCGCCCACCUGUUCUCUGGUCCCGGGCUGACAAGGACCUGCCCAUGCCCUCGGGCGACUGGGUCGUGGAGACCAGAGAUGGGCGCCUGCGGUUGAACAACGUGACGCGGGACCUCGGCGGGACGUACCGGUGUCAGACGGCACCCUACAACGGACUGAACAUCAAAAAGCGCGAGGCCCAAGUCCAGCUCCUCGUGCAGUUCGCCCCUAUAGUGGACCCGGUUUUCCAGGAUGUGCGCUCGCCGUACUACCAGCCGGUGACCCUGCGCUGUGCGGUGCUGAAGUCCAACCCCCCGCGCAUUGCCCGAGUCUCCUGGCUGAUGAACGGGCGACCCCUCCGGUCCGACGCCCCCGACACCCAGGACGCCCCGCAGCUGCGCAUCGAGCGGCUGGGGCCCGGCAACAACGGCACCUACGAGUGCCGCAUCAGCAACGGCGUGGGCGUGUCCUCCUGCGUCUUCAACGUGUCCGGUCGACCAUACAACCCAGAGUUCUACUACGACACACCCAACCCCAUCCGCAUCCUAAAGGACAACAACUACUCCUACAAUUUGCAGUGGACUCAGAAGGAGCCUGCAGCUGUGGACCGCAUUAUUGGCUACAGAAUCAACUGCCAGUCGGCAUACACGCGGGGGAAGCAGACAGUGAUUUCAAGACAGAUCAACGUCAACGAGCCCCAGAAGGGGGUUCUGAUGUCCUACACAUUGACCGAUCUGCGCAUCCCCCUGUCCUACGAGGUGUGGCUCACCCCCAUCACCUCGUACGACCAGGGCGACACCGCCUACCGCAUCAUCCAGUACUCUGAGCCUUACACUUACCUCAGACCAUCAGACCAUGUGUGUGGCUUUGAGGACGAGAGAAUCUGUGGUUUCUCUCAGGAUCGCAGCGACGUGUUUGACUGGACUCGGCAGAACCAUCUAACCCAAAACCCUAAACGCUCUCCAAACACUGGGCCAGACACAGACAGGAGCGGCACCAAAGAAGGAUACUACAUGUACAUCGAGGCGUCACGGCCAAGGGAGCCAGGGGACAGGGCACGCCUCCUGUCCCCUCUCUACAACGUCACCGCUGCCAAGGGACCAAAGGGAUCCAGCCGUGUGCCCUACUGCAUCUCCUUCUUCUACCACAUGCGUGGGAAACACAUCGGCUCCCUGAAUGUGCUGCUAAGGGUGAAAAGCAUCGCCACAGUGGACUCCCUGGCCUGGACCCUCUCCGGAAACCAGGGCCCUGAGUGGAAGCAGGCGAGCUUCAUAGUCAACCCCAUUGGCCCUUUCCAGGUGGUGUUCGAGGGCGUGCGGGGCACAGGAUACGAGGGGGACAUUGCCAUCGAUGACGUCUCUGUCACCAAAGGAAAGUGCAAACAGGAAAACUCCGUCUCUAACACAGUGCUGGCUGGAGGGGCCCCUGCACAGCGGUCUCUUUCUCUGGAUGUCUUGCUGAUCUGCAUACUCUCCUCCCGUCUGCUGUUCUACAGAUGAUGAGCAAAUACAGCCUCCCUGCAUACAGAGGCAGGCACUGCCCAAUACGCUCUCGAGCUCUCUUUUAUCCCUGCCACCCCUUCGCCUCAUCCCUCAGUCUUAAUUUGGACAUGUGUAUUACUCCUCUCCCUGCCUCAUCCCUUUCUUUUCUGAGCUGUUUUCCCUGUUUGCAGCUCUCUUUCACAGACCCCACACGCACCCGGAACCCUUCAGUUCUUCUUCUCUGUGCCACGUCUCAUUCUCCCUGCUUUUAUAUCUUUCCAGUCGCCCGUCCCGCCCGUUCUGAUCGUUUCUGUCAGAUAGUUUCCUCGUCAUUUGUCACCCAUUGUCACUUUGCUUCCAUUCCCAGACUCCCAGGCUGUCUCCCUCUCCUUUUCCCCGCUCCCAUGUUUUCCUUCUGUGGAUCCCCUCAGUCUCGCUCACCCUCGCCCUCCAUUCACUCGCCGCAUUCCCUCGUCUGCCCCAGACACACCAAAGUGUCGAACAAUCUACCAAAGAUGCCGAAGGACCAGAGGAUAGAGGGAGAGGGGGUAGAGGAUUCCCUCAGAGUGGGACAGCGAGGAGCUGUUGGAUCAGAACUGCAGAUUGUGAUCCAGAAAAAAAAGAAAAAGAAAUGGAUUUUAAAAGGGAAGGAAGAAAUA